UAACUUCAGCAGUUGAUACAAAAACAUAGGAAAACAGUGCGUGAGUUCGACUCCCCUUGGUAUCAGCAGGUAGAUUGUCUCAUUUGGGUCAUCGCAAUGGCCGGUUUCAAGUGUUUAUCCCUCGGGGUGCUGCUCGUUUCCACUCUUUUUAUGUUGUCUGAAAGUAGGGUGGCAAGGAAGGACCUGGGCCUGGACCUCGGGCUUGGAAACUUGGGGAUUGGUGCUGGUGCUGGUGUCGGGAUAGGCAUUGGCGUAGGUGGCGGUGGCGGCGGCUCAGGAGCGGGUGCUGGGUCAGGCUCCGGUUCUGGAUCCGGGUCUAGUUCAGGAUCGGGGUCAGCGUCUUCAUCAGGUUCAGGAUCGGGCUCUGGGUCCGGGUCGUCUGGAGCUGGAUCUGAAGCCGGUUCAUAUGCUGGAUCUCACGCGGGGUCCCAGGCCGGGUCAGGGUCAGGGUCAGGAUCUGGUGCUGGGUCCGAGGCUGGCUCAUAUGCUGGUUCCUAUGCGGGGUCCAGGGCCGGAUCUGGAGGGCAUGGCAAAUAAGCAUGUGUUGUGUUGUUAUAUCGCCUCAAUCACAGAUGUAUUAGUCCAAGAAUCACUAUGAAUAAAUAUGUUAUGGGAGAGUGCCAGUGGUGGUUAAUCACUUCAUAUAUUUUAUGUCUUUUGAACCACUUUGGGUUUGAUCUCAGUGUCUACAUCUUACUUUGAUUCAAAUAAUAUUAAUGAUUAUCCA
Molecule: messenger RNA, 727 nt
Organism: Eucalyptus grandis
Lineage: Eukaryota; Viridiplantae; Streptophyta; Magnoliopsida; Myrtales; Myrtaceae
Product: glycine-rich cell wall structural protein 2
Exons: 1
Coding region: 97-537 (146 amino acids)
Source: RefSeq, a predicted model, not a curated record